Messenger RNA from Engraulis encrasicolus (European anchovy), 3430 nucleotides. It is a transcript of the gene ofcc1, whose product is annotated as orofacial cleft 1 candidate 1. The record is from RefSeq and is a predicted model, not a curated record. The transcript is spliced from 28 exons. Lineage: Eukaryota; Metazoa; Chordata; Actinopteri; Clupeiformes; Engraulidae.
CAGAGGCACCACCACCACCGCUGCUACUGCAUGGGCUUAUCCUAAAGAGAUGGACACAUUUGGCAGGAAGUCGGAGCAGAAGGCUCAGAAGCAACCUAAGCAGAAGAAAUCCAACUCGGCUGCAUUUCUGAUGGAGGAGGAAGUGGAUGGGCGACAAACUUUGGAGGGCAUCGAGAACCCUGCCUUCUGCGGUGAUGGCUGCAGUGCGGGUGGUGGCAGUAGCCGUGAAGACUGCGACGGCAGAGGAGGAGGAGGUGGUGGCCAUGAUGACAGAGGUGUCAUUGGUGGCAGUGCGUGGAGGCAGAUGAGAGGUGACAGGCAGGAUAGCACCCUUGCAGCUCAGCAACAACAAAUGAAGCUGCGAGCGCCUGCCAACGCAAGAGGAAAUGAACGUGCCCGAAAUUACUUUGACCCGCAGUCUCAGUGUUCGUCAGAAGCCAACCCAAGGCGGUCGGGGAUGAUGAUGAUGGUGACGGGGGCCGGCGCCGAAGAUGAGCUGGAAUUAAAGUACCUCAGUGAAGAUGAGAAACGGCUGUAUCACAGACUGUCACAAAUGCUUGGGGAAGAUGACACUACCGUCAUAGAUUUGCCAGCCGUAUCGCGUGUGGCGCUGGUGGUGCGGUGUUGCCCGGUGCAGUGGAGGAGGAAGAGGAGGCGGCCCAGGUUCCCCAGGAGGGAGGAGGUGAUCCCGGGCCGCUAUGUGGAGCAGCUGAGAGAGCGCGUGCAGGGUGACAUGAUCCCGCUUGGCUGCCUUUCUCUGCAGCAGGAGUCGAGCGCAGGAGGUAAGGCAGGGCUGUCGCCUGAGAGGGAGAGAGAGUGGGCGAGGAAGCGUGGACUGAUGGCCUUCUUGAGGCAAGAUACAAAGCCACCAGACCUACAAACCCAGAACAUCCGAGAGGAGAUGGUACUGCAAGAUAGGCUCUACGCAUCAUUUCAACGAGCGGAGGGACGAUUGCUGAAGGCACUACGGGAGCAGAAAGGGGAAGUUGUCACCAAAUAUGGGCAUCUGAUGGUUGCCAGGGGGAUGGAGGAGCCACCUCUGUCCUCGGCUGCGGAGCCAGCUCUCCACUGGCAGGUAGAGUGGGCCCACUCCCCGCAGCCCAUCGAGGUGCGUCUGCAUUGCCUGCGUGCGGUGCGGGACAAGCUGCCCAGGGGCCGCUACGCGGUGAGCAUGGCCCUCCACAGCCGGCUGGGUGGUCCUGCCUUGCGCUGGUCCCGCCUGGGGGAGGAGGGCCACUGGCCCGGCGCCGGCACCGGCACCGGCACCACCGAGGCCGUGGAGCACCAGGGCCGCUUCUUCGACACAGAGCUGAACAUUAACCAGAGCUUGUACACCGUGCUUCCAGCCCCAUGUGAUGUCCUGCCCUGCUCUGUGCUGCUCUUCUGCCUGCUGUCCCUGCCGGGCGAGUGCAGCCACGUGAGCGCCGUGGUGAGCUGGGCCACCUUCCCCAUCUGCGACGCCUCGCUCCGCAUCGCGCAGGGCAAGUUCAAGACGCCGCUGCUCCGCGGGAGGCCCGAGCCCGCCGUCGACCAGUUCCGCAAGAUCGAGGGCCUGCUGUCCGGCGACCUGGACAACUGGCUAUGCAACCUGUACUUCCAGGUGAGGAAGCUUCCUCGGGGCAGCAGUGGGGUUCCGGAGCCCAGUGUGGCCCUGAACAUCCCUCUCCAGACCGACUCCGAGCCCCAGCCGCGCUCCAGCAUGGAGAGGCCGGCCCCCUCCUCCUGCUCCUCCGCCUCAGAACCAGAUACAAUAGGUCCCGCACAGCCUCCAACAACCACCACCCUCCACUCCGCAGAUCCAGGGAAGGGUUCCUCUGGAAUGCUCCCAAUCCCAGGCCUAAGUGUAAGCACGGAGGAGAAACGCGAUCCCUACUCAGCCAAAGCCAAGACUGAGACACAGCACAAGGGCCUGAAACAGAAGACGCCACUCAACAAACCUCUCGCUACUGUGCAGCCAGGCAAGCAGGAGGCACACUGGAGACUCAUCAACGAGGAGCUGGAGGAGUACUCCUUCUCCCUGCAGUGAGUUGCGGGGCCUCCUGUGGUGCCCGGGCGAGACAGCGGAGGCUCCGCGGCGGAACGAGGACGCCUGGCCCUGCGCCUGUUGCCGUUGGAGCUGGGCCUGUCUCCGCGGCGACACUGGUGCGCCCGGCUGCUGCAGCUGUGCAUGGUGACUCCUCUGAUGGUGCUGAUGUGGUUCAUACGGCUCUACCUGCACUACUGCAGCCAGUGGCUCUUCCUGCAGGCCAUACGCGUACCUGUCAACAGAUUCCAGUUCCACUGGCACACGGUGGAGCUGGUGUACCAGUCUUCGUUGCUGCAUACGCGUGAGGAGGUGUGCAUGGUGGUGCUGGGUCCCCUGACUCUGAGUGCGCUCACCCUGCUGCUGCUGCUGAUCAGAUGGGGAUGGGGAUGGGGACGGGCCUGCUGCUGCUGUCGGCUACUGUUUGCCUCACUGCCGUCGCCGCUGCCCUCCCUGCUGUCAAAGUUUAUCAUGGCGCUGGCCGUCUGGACGCUGCUCCACCCCCUGGCUCUCUUGGCGGUGGACGCCGGCCUGGGGCACCUGGUGUACAGUGCGGAGCGGCCGGUGGGCGAUGCUGCCAAGCUCUACUGGCACCUGCUGAAGACAGAGCAGUCUGGGGCUGCGGGGAUCAUAGUCACCAUAUUCCUCUACACCCUCCACUUCAUGCUCUCCGUCACCAUACUCUACAUAUACUUCAUCAGGCUUCACAAUGAUGGCCGUGUUUUGGACGUGUACCAACGCCUCCACAGUCCUGAAGGCUCCUUCUUCAUCCCGCAGGACCUGGAAGUGUCCAAUCAGGAGCUGAACUACAUCAUCAAGAAGGCCGAGCAGUGGAGAGGCUUCAAUGGGGAGAGGCGCAAGGUGGCAGUGUACGACUACAUCUGGACAGAGGAGGAGCCUGGAGCGGUGAGGAGUGGGCAGCCGCCGAUGGACCCCCCCGAGGGAGAGCGCAGCACCCAUGUGUCCAUCUACACGCUGCACCUCAGCGGCCUCCGACAGCGCUAUAGGCACUUCCUGCGCCAGCCAGAUGGGGCCAUUGUGGAGGUGAUCGGUGACAUUGAUGGCGAUCAUGUGGACGGAGAGAUGUGCCCACCUGGUCCAAGAACACACAAGGAAGAGGAGGACAGUGGCACCGGAUCUUCACAGCAGCUCAGAGAGAGGAAGAGGAAGAAACACUUUUUCCGAUGCCACCGAGUGGAGCCAGUAGGAGCGAGUGUCUGUGACUCCACGCUGAAAGACCUCUCCCAGUGAUGCUCACAGAGCCUCUUAUUUACCCUCCAGCUAUACCCUCCUCACACACACUCGAGAAGCAGGUGAACUGAACUGCACACUGUACUGAAGGUGCUCUCAUCACAAACACAUUCUCUGGCUGGUAAACAGUGGCCCGAUGCAAUCCAGUGAUUUUGG